GCGAAGGUUGGCUCGGCUGUCAGCAUUACCCAGGAAGGUCGGUAUCAGGGUUAUAUUGGUUCAUGGUCUAUAAUGCAACAUUUCCGGAAAUCCUUCUGUCAACCAUGUGUCACAAUCCUAUUUUUGAGUCAUGUCAACGUUGUGACGAUUCUCAGUGUACACUGGUUAAUGCAAUACACGUUCCUUGUAACGUUAACCAUCAUGUAUACUAAUGCAUUACUACCCCCCAGGUUGUUGUGGUAUAUCUGCAUGCACUCCAAUACCCCCCAUCCUGAUACGACCGUAGGGCCAGAUGAUCCCACUUGGUGGCCCCUCAUCAGUUAUUCUCUUCUUUACAGCUAUUUUGUAGGUUCGUAUAGAGCAAUUUCCAGGAUGCCAAUGGUGAUAUCUCAACAUUUUUGACUAUCGCUUCGCAGCUGCAAGCUCUACUGUGAUGGUAUACGACUGGGGUAAGCGAGACAAUAUGUUCCGAGGGAUCAUUGAUAUAUAUACAGUAUUUAAGCAUUAACAUUCGAGCAAGAGGUAAGUUGAU
Messenger RNA from Suillus subalutaceus, 532 nucleotides. RefSeq lists its product as uncharacterized. The transcript has a single exon. The record is from RefSeq and is a predicted model, not a curated record. The coding region runs from base 73 to 402 and encodes 109 amino acids. Lineage: Eukaryota; Fungi; Basidiomycota; Agaricomycetes; Boletales; Suillaceae.